Strongyloides ratti is the source of this 615-nucleotide messenger RNA. Its product is annotated as 60S ribosomal protein L6. Gene Ontology annotation, molecular function: structural constituent of ribosome; RNA binding. Gene Ontology annotation, biological process: cytoplasmic translation; ribosomal large subunit assembly. The transcript has 2 exons. NCBI's taxonomy places the organism in Eukaryota, Metazoa, Nematoda, Chromadorea, Rhabditida, Strongyloididae. The record is from RefSeq and is a predicted model, not a curated record. Bases 1 to 615 code for a protein of 204 amino acids. Gene Ontology annotation, cellular component: cytosolic large ribosomal subunit; ribosome.
AUGGCAAAAAAAAUUUCAAUGCCAAAGAGCGCUAAUUAUGCUACUGGACUCAUGCGUUUUAGUUUAGCUCAUUUGGCUAAGUGUAAUGCUAUUGUCAAGAAGGGAAAAAACCCAAAAAAGAGAACUCCAAAAACAAAGAGAUCUCUUAAGGUUCCUAAACUUAGCUCUAAAAUUACACCAGGAACUGUUGUUGUUAUCCUUGCUGGAAGAUAUGCCGGAAAACGUGUUGUUUUCUUGAAACAAAUGGAAAAAUCUGGACUUCUUCUUGUUACUGGUCCAUUCUCCAUCAAUGGUGUUCCAGUACGUCGUAUUGCUCAAAAAUUUGUCCUCCCAACAUCAACUAAAAUUGAUGUCUCCGGAGUUAAAGUUCCAGAUAAUAUGACUGAUGAUUACUUUAAAAGAACCAAAUAUUUUGGAAAAGAAAAGAAGGAUAUCUUUGAACAAGGUAAACAAGAAUACACUCUUACAGAGGCCCGCAAGGCUGACCAAAAAACUAUUGACACUGCAGUCCUUGGAAGUAUCAAGAAAAAUCCAGAAGGUAAAUUCCUUGCUGGAUAUUUGAGAACCAACUUUGGACUUAGUAAAAGACAAUAUCCACAUAAUAUGGUCUUCUAA